This is a messenger RNA of Cinara cedri, 1631 nucleotides long. The record is from the annotation of a GenBank genome assembly. NCBI's taxonomy places the organism in Eukaryota, Metazoa, Arthropoda, Insecta, Hemiptera, Aphididae.
AUGGUUGGGUAAGGUAAUGAAUAAUGUGAAUUCAAUUAAGUUAGUUAAAAAAUAAUUAAAGAGUAUACGCGUUAAAAUCUAAUUGCUGUAUAAAUUAACUAAGUUGAGUUAAAAUUUAAUGUAAACAUUAAACUAACUUUUUAACUUAAGUUAAUAUUUUGUAUUUUGUUUAUAGUUGUUAUUGUCAUAGUAAUAAUGAUUAAACCAGGUGUUUGUCAUUUUGUAUCUAAAUAAAGACUGUUGAUGUUAAAUACUAGGGGAUUAUUCUGGAGAUAUCAAAUUAUACUUACUUAUUUCAAAUUCAAAACACCACACACAUGUAUUGGGUAAAAAGAAAAUUUAUAUAUAAUUCAUACGAUUACCUAUUCGACCUUUAUUUCGAUAUUACGAUUACCUUUAUUUCAAAUUCAUUAUUCAGAUAUUCAAAAUUAAAAUAACUAAUGAAACUGAAUGCAAAUAUGAAAUAUUAUCUAUUAAUGUAUUUCAAAACCUGUAGCGUUGUAGCAUUUAUAGAAUUCUAAUCGUGAUAAUUCAGACUCAAUGAUCACUUAAAUUUAAAUUUGUACAUAGUUACUGUAUUAUUUACCAUUAAAAAUGUAUAAAUUUAAAAAACAAGUAACCUAAACAAAGAAGUACACAAAAACUACCUAUUAGUUAUAAACUUUUAUUCAAAAUAUCUAUUCAAUUUUAACAAUAGAUAGAUAGUAACUAAGUAAUACCCAAGUAGAUAUUAUGAUUAUAAUUUGUGGGAUCGUGACUAUUAUUAUCAUAAAUUCGUUUUUAUCUGUAAAUAUAAAAAUGAAAAGUACGAUACCUCAUAGUCAUCAAAUUUUUAAAAAUAAAAAUGUAUUCUACAUUACUAGAGAAUGGAUUUAUAUGUACUUAAAAUUCUCAAAAGAGCGCUUGAAUCUUCAAAGAAGCGCUUAAAAAUAUUUAAAAAAGCAAAAGUGGUAAAAGGGUUUUAAAGUCCCCACUCUAACAAUUCUAACCCUAUUAAAUACAAUUUUCUAACAUUGACAAAAUAAUUAACACCAAGUAUUUUUAUAUUUUUAUAACACGUACAAAUAUAUUUGAAGAAAAUUAUUUUGUAAUAAUCGGUUUUUUAAUGUGAACAAAUUAUUUUUAAUAAAUCAGAAAUAAUAGACGGGAACAUUUUAAACCCCUCUACCUUUACAGUUCUUUCAAAUAUUUUUAAUGAUUUAUUUAGGGAUUUUAUGACGUUUUUAAGCGCUUUUUCGUGAAUUUUAAGUACAUAUAAAUCCGUUCUUUAUAUAUUACAGUUCCAAGUCAACAUUAGAAAAAUUACAAACCACCCGACAAUCGUAUUUCUUGCUAUCCGUGAUCAGCAAAAACAACUAUGUCGCCGUAUUUAUUACAUAUUUUAGCGGUUUUGGUGUUUUUAUGUUACGUUAUUCUGGUGAUAACGGAAAAAUUCAACUGGAAGCAGUACGCGGGCAACUAAAUCUACCACGUACAAAACAAAAGGCUCCGAAACGAAGUCGAUACGUUCGAAACUCGGGGUUGCAAACUAAAUUGUAUUUAGUAAUUUAUAAUUGAUUAUAUUCCUAAUUUUAUGAAUGCAAAAUAAUAUUUUUAUUCAAUUUUUCUCUUAUAGAGGGCACCGCCCGUAA